AUGACUUCCGUUAGUUUUCAGAGUAAAAACGCCAAAAAGACUUUAGGUGACCUUCCAUAUUACAGAGAGAUCAAGAAGUAUUUGGAAUUCAUAGGACAGUCUCCACAGCAAGCGGACCUCAAACGUAACGUUAUUUACAUCAUCGAACUGAUUGGUUUGUUAAGCGUAUUUGUACCAACUUGGUUACAAUUCAUCACUACUAUACGCAACAAUGACAUCGAUGGAGCAUUAGAGUGUAUGCCACUUUUUGCCACGAAUAUAGGUACGAUAGUAAAAGUAGGAAACCUCCAUAUAAAGGGAAAACAAAUGAAUAAAUUGUAUGACCUUGUGGUAAAAGAUUGGGAGUCAGUGAAGGAUAAAAAAAUGUCGAUAAGUAUUUUGAGUGAAGUUACCCGACAAGGAAGUUUUAUUGCACAGGUGUACAGAAGAACUUUAUUAACCUCUCUGGCAGUAUUCAUUCUGGUUCCGUGGCCCUCUUUUCCUAUUGUGCUACCAUUGAACGAAACCAGACCGCGACGGCAACUAUUUAAACUCAACUAUUUGUAUAAUAGAAUAACCGUGGGGCAACGAAUUAAACAAGCAACGGAAAGAAAUAACUUUGCCAACGAGAAGGACAUGUAUGAGGAAUUCAGGGACUGCGCUGUUGAUCACAAUAAAGCGAUACAGUUUUACAAUCAUCUUAAUGGAAUGAACCAAACGAGUUUUUUGCUUCAGAUUGGAAUGAACAUGAUCGGUAUUAGCGUGACAGCUGUUCAAACGGUUAUGAACCUGGGUGAACCGAAAGAAGCGCUCAGAAUUUCUAUCUUCCUUGUAACCCAGCAAUUUCACAUGUUCUUCAUCAGUGUACCUGGGCAAAAGCUUUUGGAGUACAGUUUAGGAGUAAACGAAAUUCUGUAAAUCUCCAAUUGGUAUCGAGUACCAGUGAGAAUACAAAAUGUGGUUUACAUGAUGCUAAUAAGGUCUGGCGUACCAUGUAUAAUGUCCGCAGGUGGAUUAUAUAAUAUGAAUAUAGAGAACUUCGGUAUGAUGUUCAAAACGUGCGUGUCGUAUUUUACAAUGCUAAUGUCGAUGAGGAACACCUUCCACAUAGUUUGGAACAAGGACUGUCGUGCGCAUAGUUUCCAAGCCAGUCCUAACGAGUCCUCGUCCAUCAUCGUGACCGAAUGA
Molecule: messenger RNA, 1167 nt
Organism: Hylaeus anthracinus
Lineage: Eukaryota; Metazoa; Arthropoda; Insecta; Hymenoptera; Colletidae
Biological process (GO): detection of chemical stimulus involved in sensory perception of smell; sensory perception of smell
Cellular component (GO): plasma membrane
Molecular function (GO): odorant binding; olfactory receptor activity
Source: RefSeq, a predicted model, not a curated record